Messenger RNA from Durusdinium trenchii, 1335 nucleotides. The record is from the annotation of a GenBank genome assembly. Lineage: Eukaryota; Dinophyceae; Suessiales; Symbiodiniaceae.
AUGUCGAGUUUUGUGUUUCUAUUUUCGCUUGGAAAGGCAAAGUCCCUUGUGAAGUCGACCACGAACUUUGUCCGCGAAAUUCUAAAAGAAGCUGACACUGAAGCCGAUGGUGGAAUCCCUGAAGCCAGAGAACUUCGCAAAGAACAGGAAGCCGAGAUUGAACCACGUCAUCAAAAAGCAGAUGAGCUGGUACAAGGAGCAGCUGGAACCUCUGUGCAAGCCUUGCAACUUGCUUUGGAGAUGGUUGAAGCUCUCCUCUUUCAGACAGUGAAAACUGAGCUGGCUGGUCAAUAUGCUACGUCGUCAUAUCUCACAAACUGGCGUCAGCGCAUCGUUAUGGCGCGAAUUGGUGAGAUCCUGUGGACCGUCAAGGAUGCUUUGGAGUUAGCGCGGGAUUUGCAGGACUCCGCCCUUGCACGGGUUCAUCUCAGUCGAGUGAAAGAACCGGAUGCACCUGUUGCUGCGAUCAAUGAAGCCACAAAGGCGUUGGAGGUUUUCAACAAGCUGGAUCAGGAGAUUCUUGAUGAAGACAGACUUCAUGCAGACAUUCUGUUUGUCCUUGGUGAUGCGCAGCUGACAAAAGCCUUGGCGUCUCCCUUUAGCGAGGCACGAGAGGAGUCUUUGGAAGCCGCUGCUGCGACCAUGCGCCAAGCCAGUGAGGUCUACAAGAAGCUGGGGGAGACGAAGUGGUUGGGCCGUUCAAUGCUGGGAACGGCCUUGGCACUCGUAGGUCUUGAAGAUGAGGAUCAGCAGAUGGAUGGUGAGCGAUUGGCCGAAGAUGCCAAGGACCACCGAAAUGCAGCUGCAUCAGCUCUCCAGCUUUUCCGUGCUGCUGAGUGGCGCCGAGCCGAGACAGCAGUGCUUCAAACCUUUUGCAGAGUGGAGUCAUUGAACCAGAACUUUGACAAGAGCAUCAAGUGCGCCAAAGAGGCAGAUCAACGUGCCGAAGCAGAAGCUCUUGCAUAUCAGGCAGAAGCUGCUUUGAGCAAGCUCAACACCGAGGAGAACACCCUUCCUACAGAAGAAGCUCAGGCUUUGGCUGAUGAGGGCAAGCAAUGCUCCGACAAAGCCAGAGACAUUUUCCUUGAACUGGGCGACAAAGAAGGACUACAAAUCGUGGAUGAGGUCACCUUCGUCUCCACGAACGUGGCCGUCGAGAAGUAUUGCGAGGCAACGCCUCCGACUCGGAUGAUAACCACCUUGAAGUCCGAUGGUCAUGGCGCUCAAGAGGUGUUUGGUGAAUGGAUCAUCAACCGUGGCGAGGAGAUGGACCCUUUGAAGGUCAGAAGAUUGCUCAAGGAUGGUCGCUGCACAGGGCCAGUGCAGUAUACCUGA